This is a messenger RNA of Nematolebias whitei (Rio pearlfish), 2528 nucleotides long. Its product is annotated as rho family-interacting cell polarization regulator 1-like. NCBI's taxonomy places the organism in Eukaryota, Metazoa, Chordata, Actinopteri, Cyprinodontiformes, Rivulidae. The record is from RefSeq and is a predicted model, not a curated record.
AUGUCUACCAAGUCCAUCCUACCCCCUAAAAUUCCUCCAACAGAGCGAGUGGAUGAAGUCUACAAUGCCUUGAAGAAAGGCCUUCUGUCUUGCCUUCAAGUUCACCAGACAGACUUGGAUAACAUCAACAAAGAAAUAAGAAAAUCUAAACUUAACUCCAGACUGGGGUUCCUUUAUGAAUUUGACCAGCAAGCUAAGGUGAUUGAGACGUACAUAGGCACAUUGGAGGAUCACUUCUGCAAGACUGAGCAGAUUUAUGAAUCUUACAGCGAGAAGAGGAAACUGCGAGACGAGGCCAGCAACGUGAUAAAGGCAUGCAAAGCCUCUCCAGGAACCAAAGAGGCAAAAGAGAGUUUGGUGAAGGCUAAUCAUGAACACAAGAAAUACUCAGAGUAUAUUUAUGUAAAGGAGAAAGAGUUACAGAAACAGCUGGGAGAGUUCUCCAUUAAAAUGAAAGGACUUGCUGGAUUUGCCAGAUUGUGUGCUGGUGAUCAGUAUGAGAUCCUUAUAAAGUACGGUCGGCAGCGAUGGAAGAUGCAUGGAAGUCUAGAAGUCAACGCCAAACAAACGUGGGACAAUGAGCAGACGGUGUUUUACCCAAUCAUCCAAGAGUUUAUUUCCGUGAAGGUGACGGAGCUAAAGAGCGUAGCCAAUCAUGUGGUCAUAGGAAAUAUUUUCUGUGAACCCGUAGACCUGUUUACUCCACUACCCAGGACGGUUGCUGUGAAUGUUAAUGAGUCCGGAACGAUUAAACUGGUUCUUGAAGUCACCUGGAAUCCAGUUUCGGGUCCCUGCCCAACUUUACCACCAGGUUCAUCACAAAGUCUACCACCAGGUUCACCACCAAGUCUACCACCAAGUCCACCAGCAAGUCGACCACCAAGUCCACCUUCAUUCUCACCUAGCCCGGAUCCAUCCGGAGGCUCAGGCUCGUCUGUUUCGUUGGAACCGGUCCUUUUCUCAAGAUCUCCUAAAGAAGUGUGCACACCUCUGCAAGGCAUCCCUCUGUCUGAGAAUCCAGUGGAUCCCCCGGCACAUGUGAAACCAAACUGUUGGCCCAGAGACGGUGUCUUGGUGGACAACGGGCUGCAGGACGCUCUGGAAAUUCUCAUUUUCUCUCUAGACGAAUACACGGGACAUUUUGCCGAUUUGAAGAUGCUGGAAGACGAGCUAAAGCUGCUGCAGCAGACACUGAGGGGCUGCAGGACCAGCCCCCCACCCAGCAGGGCAUCGGGCAGCUCAAUCGACACACGAAUCUACGAAGAAGUGGGAGACCCUGCAGGGUUCACCAACGGGUAUCUUCACCAUCAGACACCCCCCCUCGAUACACCCCCUCUACAUCGAGGCCGGGCCGGCUCCUCCUCGCCCCUCACCACCGGCUGCACCAGACUGGACAACUCUCUGGUCAUCCACCUGCAGAACUGCAGUGCACAGCUGUUGCACCUGGGUGUGUCUGGUCCUCUGCAAUGCCGAGCCACGUACGCCUUGGACAAACUGCUGAGAGAGGCUCGCGUCUUUAAAAUCAUCCAUCACAUCAUCAGGGAUGACCCACACCGCCUCAAACAUCCUGCCCAAGUGAUACCAGAACUGGACCUGUGUGGUGGAGCCGUGCCGCUAUGGGAACGGUGUGUGGGGGAUAGCUGUCUGUACUGCGUCUCUGCUAAAACGUUCAUGAGUACGCUGUGUACACUUUACUCCGGUAUGCUGAGUGAGAGAGCAGACACAGUGCUUUCGUGUCUGGUUGAGCGAGUUCUAGAUCAGAGGUUUCCACAGCGAGGCAACAGAGACGGGCCGGUUGUGACUCUGUUCCAGCUGUGGAGUUACUUGGAGUCCAACGGCAUCAGCGAUAUGGAGUUUCACAUCAUUGCUCUUACAGAAGAAGUGGAAUUGGUGCAGAACCUUUUGUCGAGGGACCAGGAUGUGAUCGUAGAGACUCUGCACCUUCCUUCAGAGUGCAGCCUUCAGAGAGAAGGGAUGCAAACCAUGGCAAAAUUACUGACAGAUCCACGACAAAAAGUGUUGGCCUCCGCCAGCUCGGUGCUGAGAAUCCUGGCUGGUCAGCACAAGCAGAGAGAGCAGGCUUUGGUGAACUGUUUGGAGAUGCUGGAAGACAACGACGUGGACACCAGAGUUUGUGGAUGCAAAGCCUUGGCGUGCCUCAAGGCUACAGAAAGCAUCGAACAGCUGACGUAUCUCUGUGAGACGGACAGUGAGGAAGUUAAAAAAGCCGCCAUGCAAACGCUGCUAGAGCUGGGUGAUGAAGGGAAGAUGGCUCUCAGACGUUUGGAGAUGGCUCAGGAUCUUACCGGACUCUUUGCUCCUAGAACCAUGGUUCGACCAGCCUUCUACGAGCGCAUACAGGCAUCGUUUAAGCAGUGAAUUAUAAUGCACGUUCAUUUACUGGGAUGGCACCAGAAUACCAGUUGCACUGCUGACAUCCCACUGGAACAUCAGCUUUGUGACCAAUACUUUAUAACAAUCAACGCUACAAGAGAGGACGUCAAGUUUUAUUUGCAUUUAACCUUUAA